This is a messenger RNA of Mya arenaria, 2702 nucleotides long. RefSeq lists its product as uncharacterized. NCBI's taxonomy places the organism in Eukaryota, Metazoa, Mollusca, Bivalvia, Myida, Myidae. The transcript is spliced from 3 exons. The coding region runs from base 427 to 2262 and encodes 611 amino acids. The record is from RefSeq and is a predicted model, not a curated record.
UAGACGUAAUUUGUUCAGUUUAUUGUCUAUUGGCAUACCAAGUGAAUUCGAUACACUCAACUUGUUUGUUCCAACAAGUCUGUCAAUGUGGAUGCAGUGCAUCAAAGAGGUUUGGUUUCGCUCCUUUACAGAGGUCUGUUGCUUGAGUGCAGAGCUUUUGUCAGGAUAAAGACAAUGGAUGCCUAUGAAUGAUUCAUUUACACAUGUGUAAUCCAACAAGAGUCAAAUAUAAGUUUUGCAUUAUUUCGUCUUGUCUAAUUGAUCACAUGGUACCAGGGUAAACCUUUUUUUUACAAAUGCAGCAAAUGACGAAUACCAAACUAGUUCAUUUAAGCAAUGGAAAGGCCUUCGCGAUCAGAUCAGCUAAACACUCGUAAUUACAUGGGUAUAAUGAUAAUUAUUUCUUUCUGACUAAUAACGCGAACAAUGGAGAAUUUUAAAAUUGUUAAAAAAGAAUUCAACACAAAGGCUAUUGCUGGCAAUAAUAGGAGAAGAAAAUGUGACACUGUAGGGAGAGAUAACAUUGAAAUGGUUCUGUUGACACCACCGGCAAGAGAAAACACACAAACAGAUAUCUUCACUGGCAGAAGUAACACGUCGACGGAUGGCAAUAUUGAGAGUGUUAUAAACGAGGUGAACUAUCACACAGGCGAACCGUUCUUGCUGAAUGUCGACAUUUUCAAGAAGCGCGAGAUCAAGCCUGGAGUUGGGAUUGCAUUUCAUACUCCUGGGAAGUCGUUCGGUGAUUGUGCUUCAGCCGAGGGCCUGUUAGCACUACAUGACGAUCCUGAGAUAUCGGAGGACUUGCAGGUUGAACGGGAAAUGGAGCGGCUGCUGAUGGGCGGCUCCACGGAGCCCUUGGACAGCGAGGAGGAGGUAGCGGUUGACGAGCAGCUCCGGUGCCUAGAAGUCGCUAGGUCGGAAGUGGACGACCGAUUCUCCCGUGCCAGUAGGGACACGUUUACCACCACACUUAGGACGGGGCUUUCAACGCGAACUAUACCGGAACUUAACCUUUCCUGGGAUAGUACGGCCGUUAGCUCUACUUCGCGCUCCGGAGUAUUGUCAGCCUACACGAAUCAGUAUCUUCACAACACCGCCUCCAUAUUUGGGUCAACGGGCGGUCAAAAGAAGACGCGACAGGGACAAAGGAGGCGGGCAAUGUUGGGCGUAAGGUGGGACAGUCGGAUAGAGGACGGUGGAGGCAUAAGGAAGCUCUUUAGCUUUGAAUGUUCGACGAGGAAACCAGACACUGGCUUGAGCGACCGAUGUUUUGAAUCAUCAAGAAACGCGUCUCGGCUUGCGUUGGAGUCCCGAGAGGCGAUGUUCCGGCGGGCAAUGUCGCUGCUGUCCGCCAGGUGCGCGUCCGUGCGGCACGAGGCGGGUGACGGGGAGCCGGCGCUGCUCGCUGGCCAGCCGCCCAAGUACUUUUUCGUCACCCAGGAUAAGCCUGUACCCAUGGAGCCACUCAAGGCCUGGCGCGGUUAUAACGGAAAUAUAUACUUUGAGCCUAUCAACAUCAAUCCCCUGAAGGUCGACAUGGACGAGACCCGUGCAAAGACGUCCCUGCCUCGCACCACUGAACAUCCACGUGCACAAACUUCCGGCCCGCGGUUUCGCCCCGUCAUGGGCAAGGAAAACAGGUCACAGGACAGCCGCAGCGAGUCGAGACUGACCAACAAGAGCUCUGAUGGAAGCAGGCGGGCUUCCAUGCGGCCUCUGGCGUUCUUAGACAAGCAGUCUGUUUUUAACCAGUUCAACGAAAGCAUCCAAGAAGACCUCGUGUUGUUGGAGGGCCAGGAGAGCACGGGCAGCCUGGCGGUGCGGCCGCGGACGUACCCGGACCGCUACAGCAAGGAUAAGGAGCGCGACAUGCAGUACAACAAGGAAAGAAUCAGGAAGGGUUCCGUGGCUCAUAAACUGUAUGUGGAAAACAAAUCCAAACAGAAGCCCAAGCUAACAGUAAGUGGCGGGAAAUUCACACCGCCUAAUUCGCUUUCGCCAUUGUUACGGACACAGACUCAGUAUUCUCUGAGCAAUCAAAGACUGACAACAAAUAGCCCUGAUCCGUACCACCUGAACGAGUCCAAGUUACCUCCUCUGGACCAGAUACGGGCCAGCAUUAAGCACAUGGACAGUCAGUCGGGCGGCAAGGGCCGGCCUUACAACCGACCGGUCACUAUGACCGACGACAUGAAACCGUUUGUGAAGUACAGCCAUGACGUGAAGACCAAGUUCGCCCAGCAGGCCAACAUCUGCUGAUAGCAUACUAGAACGUCGUGUAGUAUGUGUUUUCUAUAGUUGUGCACGCUGACUCAAUAAGGCAUCAUACUCGGGAGGAUGUUUAAAGCGCGAAGUGUUUACAUUUAACUGUGAUAAAGUUGUAAUAUGUUCGUGGCUUAUAACUAGUAGAAUUUACUUAUCAAUUGUCUAGUCGGGCUGUGUUUUACUUGUUUUCAAAGUGUUGGUCAGUGUCCUAGUAUGAAUUAAUAUAGCCUUUGAUAUAAAACUGACGCAUUUACAAUUCCAUGUGAUGAAGCAUUAGCUGAUAGGUGAUAUUCGUCAGGGUGCCAAAGUCUGCUGUUGUAUUUAGAUUUUGCUAGACAAAUACUCCCAAUAUAUAAGAUAUAUAUAUUUUAUGUACACGUGUUCUUUUGUUGACUUACUAUGUACGUUCAUAAAUAUUUAUCUUUAAAAAAGGA